GUUUACGAUAGUUUUCAUCGUUUUACGGCGACGUAAAGUCUAUCAGGAGAGGUAAACAUGUGGAGAGUUAAGUGACCAAAAAAACCAAAUCCUAUGAUGGAGAACUACAGGAAGGCUCGGACAGUGGAACAACCAUCUGUCUGUCCGUUCACCAGUCUCCCCCCUGACACGCCAGAGGUCCGUGUCAAAGACGGCAGCAAGAUCCGCAACCUGCUGCGCUACGCCCUGAGCCGUAUGGAGGCCAAACCCCGAGCAGCUGAAGAGGAGGGACGACCCACGCCUGAGGAGGGAGGCAUGGCUGUGGAGGAACAACAGGAAGCACCAGGCCGCCCGCUCUGCAAACAGAUCAUCUUCACUGCGAGCGGUAAGGGCGUCUCCAAAGCCAUCACUUGUGCUGAGAUUGUGAAGCGGCGCAUGAAGGGGCUCCACCAGCUCACCAGGCUGCUGUACAGCACCGUGGUGGAGGUGUGGGAGCCACUGGAGCCCGCCGCUGGCCUCGACAGCCUGACAGUGAGCAGGAACCUGCCCGCCAUCUGGAUCCUCCUUUCCAGAGAGCCCCUGGACAGCAACCAGCCCGGAUACCAGGCACCAGGCCGAUACGACGCCCUGUGGGCUCAGUCCACUAACAGGGAGGAGGGUGGAGGUUUCACCGGACAGAGACCAGGACACAGGAGGAAGAGAGGAGGAGGUGGAGUGGGCGGAGGCGCCAGAGGAAAGGGAUCCAGCCGUCAGACUGGACGGUCCAGAGAGGCCGCUAAAUGACAGAGCUGAUCUCUACAAACUGGACAUAAAGGCGACUGAAACACUGUGAAGGAGCAUGAAGUGAACUCUCAGUGGAAACUUAAAGCACAGGAGCAGCAGUUUGGUUCAGUGGCUUCAGUUUGUUUCUCUGAGAAGAGACUUCAAAUUAUUUGCAGAGAGAUGAUCCAUCACAGCCAGCAGCUCUUCUUCUUAUUGUUAUUGUUGGGGAACACUGACUUAUUUAGCCUUACAAUCUCAACUCCAGGUCCAGUCGCUUGCUUGCUCAGGUUUUUGAUAACAGCUGCUAACAAAGACUGAGUGAUGCAGUCAAAAGCUCCGGAUCAGGUGAGUAAGUGGACCUUGAGUUGAGGUUGUUUUGUUUGCUGCUUGAUGUAAGUGACAGUUUUGGUGUUAUUAUGUUUGAAGAACAGUUUUCAGCUCUGCCUGUGAUGAUCUCUCCAUCACUCCGUCACAGUGUAAACUCUCCGACUAAUGAGGUAUGAUUUUAAAAAUCAGACAAACAUAAGCACAUGACAGCUGUGGUCAGAAGCAAACAGCCGAAGGAAUCUAAAAGUUGACGCGAUGGAUUAGCUAAUGGGCUAAAACAGGAACCACCAAUUUAAGUCUUUUCAGAAUCUGCCUUUCUGUGUUCAGUCUGGGUUUUUCAUCAGAUGCCAUCUGCUUUUUGUCUGUAAAGGUUUCAGUUCCACACAGAUCACAGGUCUUUGACCUGACCUUGGUUUUCUGUCUGUUGUAAUAUGUUCAUACAUUAAAACAAGGUUUGUGUGUC
Messenger RNA from Toxotes jaculatrix (banded archerfish), 1531 nucleotides. It is a transcript of the gene rpp25l, whose product is annotated as ribonuclease P/MRP 25 subunit-like. The transcript has 2 exons. Bases 94 to 762 code for a protein of 222 amino acids. Gene Ontology annotation, biological process: tRNA 5'-leader removal. The record is from RefSeq and is a predicted model, not a curated record. Lineage: Eukaryota; Metazoa; Chordata; Actinopteri; Toxotidae. Gene Ontology annotation, molecular function: RNA binding. Gene Ontology annotation, cellular component: ribonuclease MRP complex.